AACCAUCACAAACCCUAGCGCCCCCACGCCGCCCACCCCACUCGCGCCGCCGCCCCCGCGCAAAGCAAAGCAGGAGGAGCAGGAUGCCGGCCGGCCACGGUCUGCGGUCGCGGACGCGCGACCUGUUCGCGCGCCCGUUCCGGAAGAAGGGUUACAUCCCGCUCACCACCUACCUGCGCAUCUACAAGGUUGGGGAGUACGUCGACGUCAAGGUGAACGGCGCCGUGCACAAGGGCAUGCCGCACAAGUUCUACCACGGCCGCACCGGACGAGUCUGGAACGUCACCAAGCGCGCCAUAGGCGUUGAGAUCAACAAACAGGUUGGAAAUCGCAUUAUCAGGAAAAGGAUCCAUGUUCGUGUUGAGCAUGUUCAGCCGUCCAGGUGUGCUGAGGAGUUCCGCCUGAGGAAAGUGAAGAAUGACCAGCUCAAGGCCGAGGCCAAGGCACGCGGUGAGGUCAUCAGCACCAAGAGGCAGCCACUGGGCCCUAAAUCUGGCUUCAUGGUUGAGGGUACUACAAUCGAGACCGUCACUCCCAUUCCCUAUGAUGUGGUCAAUGAUCUCAAGGGCGGUUACUAGGAUGUUGGUCUAUUGUCCUGCACAACCAGUAUCUAUGUUGCUCUUUUGAGUAGGAUUUGUUGGGUCUUUGUUCCUGUCAAGAAGAUUAUGGUGUAGGAUAUCCUGAGUUUUGCAGAAAUGCUAUACUGCUAUUUCCUUAAGAAUGAAGAUGUGCCGAACUGUUUGUGAUAUCGCUCCUGCAAUUUAACUAUAGUUUUAUUGCAUACCA
Messenger RNA from Brachypodium distachyon (stiff brome), 786 nucleotides. Its product is annotated as 60S ribosomal protein L21-1. Gene Ontology annotation, biological process: translation. Gene Ontology annotation, molecular function: structural constituent of ribosome. The transcript is spliced from 2 exons. Lineage: Eukaryota; Viridiplantae; Streptophyta; Magnoliopsida; Poales; Poaceae. Gene Ontology annotation, cellular component: cytosolic large ribosomal subunit; ribosome. The coding region runs from base 84 to 578 and encodes 164 amino acids. The record is from RefSeq and is a predicted model, not a curated record.